UGCACACCGAGGUCUAUAAACGAAUGCUAUCAAUUUACUCACAUUUUGAGAAACGUUCUUCCGUUGCCUCAGAUGUACAUUCAAGAGAAAAUCCCCAUGGACCAGAAGAUGGCCCUAGUCAACAUCUUUCCCAAACUCGGGGAAAACGCCACCGUGAUUGAAAUCCAAGUGGAAAGAGAAAAUGACCGUGUGUGUGUUCCUGCUAAACUCAUAGUAGUGCCGGCUGCCUGUUCUAAGCUUACUGCUGAUUCAAAGGCUAAGCGUUAUUGCUAUUUGAGAUUUGUUGAAUCCUAUGUAACUGACCUGAAUCUGCUGAUACCCUUGGAUUCUCGUGACACAGUAGAAGAUGAAACGCAUUUAUUACGAAAAGAAGCCUCAGCUUUUCAUCGACUGUGGUCCACUCUAGUGACUUUUCAUGAACUGUUGUCCUCUCUAGUGGAUUUUUAUGAAAAGUUGUCCACUCUGAUUUUUGAAUAA
Messenger RNA from Octopus sinensis (East Asian common octopus), 477 nucleotides. RefSeq lists its product as uncharacterized. NCBI's taxonomy places the organism in Eukaryota, Metazoa, Mollusca, Cephalopoda, Octopoda, Octopodidae. The record is from RefSeq and is a predicted model, not a curated record. The transcript has 4 exons. The annotation marks the transcript as partial.